This is a messenger RNA of Leishmania braziliensis MHOM/BR/75/M2904, 1425 nucleotides long. RefSeq lists its product as hypothetical. The transcript has a single exon. NCBI's taxonomy places the organism in Eukaryota, Euglenozoa, Kinetoplastea, Trypanosomatida, Trypanosomatidae. Gene Ontology annotation, cellular component: axoneme. The record is from RefSeq and is a predicted model, not a curated record. The coding region runs from base 1 to 1425 and encodes 474 amino acids. Gene Ontology annotation, molecular function: dynein heavy chain binding.
AUGGCGGUCCCAGAAGGUCGAAGCAUCUACGAGGUGCUUGGCACCGUCCUCUACUGCAAGGUACCCGUCAUGAUCGAUAACGCCGACGACCCAAACGCGGAGCAACAGCAGCAGCAGCAACAACAGAAGCAAUGGGGUGACGUCGACAUCCCUCUUGACUACGCCGCCGCCCUGGCGUUGCGCGAGAUCGAUGAGGCAGCCAUGGCCGCACGCUACACGGCUACCAAAGCCAGAGGUGCCGCUUCCGCCACAGUCGGAGGUGCUGCAUCGCGCGAUGGUGCCAUGGUGGCUGAGAGAGUGCCUUUCGCAGCAGCAGCAGGCGCUUCGGCGGCCGUGCCGUCUACAGUGCCGGUGCCGCCUCAGCGAUCUGGCACGCCGCCCUUCAUGUCGGCGCGCUACGGCACCUUAGGCGGUGGUGGAAGACAAUUUCCCGCUGCAAAGACGACACAGCGUGUCUGCAGUGGCGGAAGCGCCAGCAGGAAUGCCCUUGGAGCCAGCCUCCGAAGCGGUGCCGAAGUUGGCGGAACCCAACGGGACGCGGGUGAGGCCGUAGAUAUUGCAACACAGAACGCCUAUCUCGUCAAGGCACACAUCCGCGCUGCGGUAGCGGCGAAGAGCGGCAGUGGUACUGGUGCUGGGCCAGCUGCAUUGCGGUCGACCCGCGGUAGCAGCGGCAACGGCGCGUUGACGGUGGCGCAAGCGAUGGAGAUUUUGUUUCCUAUAGAACCGGAGGGCCACGGCGGCGGUAGCCGAGAUGAUUCCGCCAAAGACGGCGAAAAGGAGACGAGUUAUGGUACGCUGACAUCUCCGCUCUCCGCUUCCCCAUCUGGGGCCCUUGGCGCAGCAACCACCGCUGCUGUCACAUCAGCUGCGAGUACGCCGGUGAUGUGGCGCAGAGCCGACGUUUCCCACCUGUCUCGCCUAGACGUGGUGCUCCUCUACAAGCACCUUCAACACCGCUGCACCUGCGAGUCGGCGCGCCCUCGCGGGUUUGUGUGUCCAAAUCGAGAGCGCAUCUACAACGAUGGCCUCCGCGAGCUGAUCCGGCAGGUGACCCUCCUGUGCCCAGAGCGCGGCCUCCUGCUCGAUGAGUUAGCCCGUAGCAUGCGCGAAUCGAUCGAGACGUACGAUGUGCUGCUCGACAGUGCAAACCAGUACGCUGUGCGCAAGAGUACUGAACGUGAUCUGCAUCAGCACCUGUUUGCGGAGAAGGCCGCGCUCGAGACGGAGGUGCGCCGUCGUGAGUAUCGCGUUAGCGAAUGGCGCGCCAAGUACGCUGGUCUUCAGAAGCGUUUUCAAGAACAACAAGCGGCGGACAGCAAACUACACGCAGAGGAGAUCGCCUACGCCAAGCGUGCUAACCAGCAGCUGGUGAGCGAAAUCAAGCGGCUCGCCUCGGAGGCAGAGAAGGCCAAGGAGGCCUGA